Oikopleura dioica is the source of this 564-nucleotide messenger RNA. The record is from the annotation of a GenBank genome assembly. Lineage: Eukaryota; Metazoa; Chordata; Appendicularia; Copelata; Oikopleuridae.
AUGAGGUCGCGAUCUUCGCUUUCUGUGGAGGAGCUGCGCGAAAUUACGCAAAAGAUGAAUCUCUCUACUUCCAUGCAAGCUAAAACAGCUCCGAAAAAGACGCCAUUCGGCCGCUCCUACUCCGCUCCAGUAGACCUCCAAGCUCAUGCUCAGCGCCGCGCCGCACCAGCUCCAAUUCAGGCUCAUGCUCGUUACGGAUCUACCGGCUCAACCGGCUCCACUGGAUCAUACUCGGACGGCUCUAUAAGUUCCUCCGGCUCAUCCGCAACCUAUGUGGACCACUUGCCCACUACUGGGCUGAUUGCCAUCGCGCCACCCAGCAGAUACCACACCAGCAGGAUGCCGCUCAGAAGAGUCACGUUCAACGAAAGAGUUGAGGUCUUCGAACUUUACAAGCCGGAGCCUGUUGCUCAUGCUCCAGCAGAUAGACAAUUGAAAAUUCGAGCGAUAAAGAAGGACACGAUUAAAUUUCAUGAUCAGGUCCAGAAACCCGUCCGCCGCCCGACAUCCCGAGUCCAGCGCCGCAUGACUUCAUAUAUCAAGGACAAGCUGAAAUCCGUUUGA